Molecule: messenger RNA, 1184 nt
Organism: Liolophura sinensis
Lineage: Eukaryota; Metazoa; Mollusca; Polyplacophora; Chitonida; Chitonidae
Exons: 4
Coding region: 129-896 (255 amino acids)
Source: RefSeq, a predicted model, not a curated record
ACGUGACCAGUCGGCGGCGGAUUUAAAACCCGGCAAGGCACAUGGUGAUUCACAGCUGAAUCAUCUGACCGACUUAGCUCAACCUUUUGCCUCCAAUAUUUGAACGACUUCUGCUUAAAUCAGUUACCAUGAAGAGAGCAGUAACCAUGGCUAACGUAAGGAAGGCGUUGCGUUUCAGUCUGAAGGGAAGAGACUACGAUUUCCUGGAAUCUAAAGAGAACGACUACUUCAGCACCCCGAAGUUUUUGAGAAGACAAUCGGACAAAUUUGAAAUGCCGGAGUCUGAGAGAAAAGUGUUGCAGUCAAAAGCCGCUAACGCCAUGAAUUCCAGACGAAGUCUGCGCCUCACCCGUAGUACCAGCGUAACAACGUCCUUCAGAGAUGCAAUGGGCACUCUAAAGCAGAAAAUCCGCAAGUCGACUCGCCGCAGGAUGAGAUUGAAGACGGUUGCAGACUCUCCCAUGACCCCAGCGUCCUUGAGACGUUCCAGCCGCAUCGCGGGGAUGAACAGUCCCCUCCCCAAGGCCCGCAGUGAAGUUAAGCUCUACUCCCCAUUUGAGAUAGACACGCCUUCCCCUAAGUGCUAUUCUCAGUCCGCAAGCCAUCUACAGAUCAGACAGGAGCAGUACGAGACCCCAGGAAGGAUACGCCAUGAGGUAGAGGCCUUGACCCAGAACAUGCAGGCCUUAGCAACCUUGACCCCCCAAACUCUGAGGUCACGCUCAUCGUCCCGCAACAUCAUUACCAUGAGGACCUCCACAGCACACGUCAAUGUCGCAGCCCCCACCUUCAGACCACACAAGAGCCCUUCCCCCGUCCUGCUGACCAAUGGAAGCCUUCGGCCUGACGUGCAGGCCCGGAGAAGGCUUCAAGCGCAGACACCCAUCUUUGUCUAAACUCCGUCCUGUUGUUGUUUCCUUACUGAAGCCAUUUGGUGCUGUGUGUGGAUUUGGCAGAAUGCCAACUUGUUGCGGACUAGUGACACUGGAAGGUCCAACUGUAUGUAGACAGUUGAGUGGACAAUAGCCCAUGAAUCUCUGGAGAAAACAGGCAUGAUCGAAAAUGCAAAUGUUCAGUUGGCCUUGAUCACCCUCUACAUCUCAGAAAUCUACCGGCCACUGCCUACCCCUUGCUUGUUUUCUUGUUGUAUAGUAAGGAGGCUGGUAUUGUGGUAGCAAUGGGGG